AUGAGUAUGGAAGCACAAUUUUACGAAGCAAAACGUCGUCAACGUGCUAUUGAACGACGUCAAUCUCAUCGAAAUCCGCAUGAAAUGGCUAAACCAGUUCGACAAAUACAAUAUCAACCAUUACAACCAUUCAAUCUUCCUACUCGUUCAUUUCAUCAUGAAGAUAAUCGUAUGCGAUGCACAUGUACUCCUAUGCAUAUGAUGAUAUUAGAUGAUAGUGUACCAGUUUCAUUCGAACGUAGUCGAGAUAUUUAUCCUCGACCAAAAACAACAGCUGGACCAGGAGCAAAUGCUACACCACGACGAUUUUAUAAAGAUCCUAUACUUACUAGUCGAUUUAGUUCGACUGAAUAUAAGCAACAAUGGUAA
Adineta steineri is the source of this 369-nucleotide messenger RNA. The record is from the annotation of a GenBank genome assembly. Lineage: Eukaryota; Metazoa; Rotifera; Eurotatoria; Adinetida; Adinetidae.